AGGAGACAGCAUUCAAUGACGGUCAAUCAAUCAUUUUAAAGGAAAAGGCAGCAGCAACAACCUUCAAUUCAACUGUUUUGAUAUCAUCCACUUAGACAAUCUUAUCAGAAUCUAUCUAGACGAAUCACAUAACUGAUUUACCAGUGAUAUCCAACUUUCUCAGGUUCGUUAUCUUACUUUUUUUUAUUCCUUUUAAUCGCUUCUACUGUUAUCAAAGAACAUCAGCGUAUUAAUCACUCUAGCUCCAAUCAACGAAUCAAUUCAUUACUUGAAUCAUCAAACUCAUGGUGCUUUCUUAUCGAAUAUAUACUCAGCUCAUCAGUGUUUUUCUAUUUUUGUUUACCAUUGUUAAUGCAACUGCUAGUGCUGAUGAUGAAUCAGAAUCAAACCCUGAUUUAGACCCUAAUCCGUCGAAUCCAAAUUCAAAUCCUCAAAUUGAUAUUAAUUUAACUUUAGAUGAUGCUAUUUCAGCAAGUCCAAAUACAAAUUUCAAUGUUCAAGGGGCAAGUUGUAAUUUAGUUAAAAAAAUCUCCAAUUCAAGAUCAGAUGCUUAUAUUAGUUUAUACGUUGAUUCAAUCUCUGUUCUUGAUCAAUCAGUUCUUGCUACGUUGAAAUUCCCCAUCUUGAUCUUUAAAUAUACUGAUAUUAAGAAUUUCACCAAUUUACCCAUUUAUUCAGAAUAUCUGACCUUAUAUAAAUCAGAUAAAGCUCAAUUAUAUCAAGAUUUAAUUGAUUUCGAAGCCAAUAAAUUCAUCUUAAAACCAAGUGGAAAUGGUAAUACUGAAUUCAAUGAACAUGAUAUUUAUAAUGAUUAUAUAACGUUAGAUAACAAGACUCCUGAAGAAGAAAAGAAAGAUGGUGAACCCGAUAAUUUCGAUCAUAUUGAUAUUUAUUUCCCCAUUGAAAGAUCAGGAUUAUAUUGUAUUUAUAUUGCUCCUCCUAUUGAUAAAUCAAUCACUGAUAUGUCUGUCCCCAUUCAAUUCCAAAAUUCUUAUGGUUACUUAAGUUAUGUGUUUUAUUUGGUUUAUACUCAAACCAAAUAUAUCAUAUUAAUAAGUUGUGUAAUGUUUGGAUAUUUAUUAAAUUAUAUUUUACAAUUUAAAAUCGAUAGUCAAUUUAAUAAUAUGAAUUCAAUCUCAUUAAUUUCAAGAGUUUUAAUCUUUUAUACUUUAUUACCCUUCAUAUUUUUAAAUUUCCUUAAAUUAUUAACUUAUUAUUUACAAAAUAGUUUUUCCAAUUAUUAUAUUUUAAAUUGGUUAGCAAAUUUCACAGUGUUUUUAGAUCAAGCUUAUCAAAUUGUGAUUAGAUUCUUUAUAUUAUUAUUUUCUAUGGGGUAUGGAGUAAUUUAUUAUCAUAAUGGUAAUUCCAAAAAUUAUAGAAUGAUGCCUGAAAAGGCCAUUUCAAAAGCUUUCACCAUGCUUAUAAUUAAUCUUGUUUUAUUAGCAUUAUUUACAUUCAUCGAUGUAAAUUCAUUUGUUUCAAGUCCUUAUAAAUUCCAACAACCUUCAUCUGUUGGUAAAGGAUCGAAUAAUUAUAAAUUCAUUGCGGUUUUCCAUUCCAUUUUAUCAUUUGUGGUUGGUAUUUACCCCUUUGCAUGGGUUAUAUUAUCUGUGAUUAAUUAUUUUAAAACUAAAAAGAUCAUUAGUAAAUUCCCGAUUAAUUCUACUGCGAAUUCAAAUACAUCUGAAAAAAUCAUGACAGCAUUUAAACGUUCAAUCUUAGUGAUAUUUAUUUUACCUUUAGUAGCGGGACUUUUAACAGGAUUUUAUUUAGUAUAUUCAAUUGUUAAAUCAAUUCCAUUACCUUCAAAUCCCAAUGAUAAGAUUGAAAUGGAAAAUUAUCAAACUCAAUUAAUUGAAGCUUCAUUAUCGAAUUCAUCUAAUCUUUUAUUUAUAAUUUGGUCUCAAACUUUAGAGUACUUUUUAAUGAUUGGAUUAAUGUAUGCAAUUUGGAUUAGAGAUAAUACUGGUAUAAUCUUAGAUCCUAAUGCCAAUGAUCCAAUUGAAUAUGCUGAUGCAUCACAAUAUGAUAUCACAGAUGAUGAAGAGGAGGAUGAUGAAGAUGAUGAUGACGAAGAAGAUGAUGAAGAUGAUUUUGAAACUGCCGUUGACGGUGAUGCUGUGGAACAAGAGUUGAUUCCACAAAGGAACUAGAUUUUGCUUUUUAUAUUAUUGUAAUUUUUGUCUUUGUUUUAGUUUUAGUUUGUAUUUCGUUACUUUUACGUGUUUAUGUGUUUUACCCCAUAUAAUUUAUUACCCCAUACCUCAAUAUACUUUUCCAAUAGAAUAGUACGUUUAUUAACUAUUUAAUUAUUUACCUAUAUUUUUUAUUUUUUAUAAUACAUACAGAGGUUAUCAUCACAUUACAUUACAAACAUAAUAAUAUAUAUACACCUAUAACUUAAUUUCGACGUUUACCAUUAUUUUUAUUUUUGAAACCUCUAUUACCAUUAUUACUGAAUCUUCUUCUAUUACCAUGGAAUUUGCUAUUACUUAAACUUUUAUCAACAAGACCAAUUUCACGAGCUAAGGCAGUACCUGGUUCAACUCCGAAUUUUUCAACUCUGAUUAAAUCUUUACGAGCUGCUUCAGCAGCUUGUUCAUCCCCGAAUUUCUCAGCUCU
This is a messenger RNA of Scheffersomyces coipomensis, 2622 nucleotides long. RefSeq lists its product as uncharacterized. Lineage: Eukaryota; Fungi; Ascomycota; Pichiomycetes; Serinales; Debaryomycetaceae. The transcript has a single exon. The record is from RefSeq and is a predicted model, not a curated record. The coding region runs from base 285 to 2153 and encodes 622 amino acids.